Harpia harpyja (harpy eagle) is the source of this 3118-nucleotide messenger RNA. RefSeq names its product germ cell associated 1 (gene GSG1). NCBI's taxonomy places the organism in Eukaryota, Metazoa, Chordata, Aves, Accipitriformes, Accipitridae. The transcript has 6 exons. The record is from RefSeq and is a predicted model, not a curated record. Gene Ontology annotation, cellular component: plasma membrane. The coding region runs from base 1215 to 2231 and encodes 338 amino acids.
GAGCAGGCGGACCCCUGGUGUCCUCUGUCCCGGCAGAGCAGCAGGGCAGGCGGGCAGGGAAUCUGCCUCGCUCCGUCCCAGUGGUGGUGGGAGCCUCACCCGCUUGGCACUGGGCAAAGCCUCUGUGGGGAAGACGGGGUGCGUGCCUUCGGGAUGCUCCUCUCCCUUGCAGUUUGAUUCGAUGCGGUGCUGCUCCAUGCCCGCUAGCGACCGUUCGUUCUCAUGAGAGGUGAUGCCAUUCUUACUUUUCACUGUUCUGACACCAAACGAGGUGUAUCAACGCCCUCAGGUAUUGUGGGAGCCUUUAAACUUUCAGGGCAAGAGCUCAGAGGGAACUUGGGGUGAGUGUGAAUCUUCCUGUCUCUCCUUUCUAGCUUCCCACAGUCAUCCAAUGUGAAGCUGCUAGGAGCUGGGAAGUUCCAGGGGAACUUUGUGCCUUGGUGCCACUAUGAGGGACGCCGACAGUCUUCCCCAUGCUCCCACCCUUUGAGUUUUAGACUUUUUUGACUCGUGACUGUUUCACAUACCUCUGUCACGGUGGUGAUGCGCCCAUGGGGAGAGCUGGAUUGGCAUCUCUUCAGGGUCUGAAAUCCUCAGUCCUCACAGCAGAUGUAGUCGCAUAAACUUUCCCCAUUUUUUCCUUCUCCCCUUUCUGCAGCUGGUACCCCAGGGCUGGGGGGCUUGUGGCCUUUGCCAUUCUGCUGAGACACUGCACAGGGCAAGGGGUGACCUGAUGCCAAGGGUGCUGGUAGUUUCUGAGCUAAGGUCACUUGUCCCCUGAAGCACCGGCCAGAGAGCCACCAGCUCGCUCCAUACAAGCUCCCAAAGAGCCACCACAUGGAGAUGGCUGGGAUCUAUCUGGUUUUUACAGAAACUUUCUACUCAGUCAAUACAGGUCACCCUUCUGCACUUAAUCCCAGCCUGCAGCACCAAUCACUUCCCAUAUAAUCUCCCAGAACAGCUGUGCUGUGAUUGCAUUGUGGAUUACAAAAUGACCAUUUUACACAAAACAGCUGCUGGCUGGAGGGAUAGCAUUUAAUAAUCACUUGGGGGUGGGGGGUGAGGGAGGAGGGGAGGAGACAAAGGAGAAAGGGGUUUUGUAGCAAUUGGGUUUCUUGGAGGAUCUAGAGAUGAGCAAACCAGCAGACAAAGCGUGAGUGCCAUUUCUGUGUUUCUCCUCCAAAUUAACAGGACUUCGAGGACUUGCUGCCAAGAUGGAGCUGCUGAAGGGAUUGCCAUGGCGCCGUGCUUUCCUGGCUGUCAUCCUGAACCUGCUGGCUCUCAGCCUCUCCACCACCGCCUUGCUCGGCAGCUACUGGUGCACCGGGACCCAGAAAGUGCCCAAGCCUUUGUGUGGGAAGAGCAAAGCCACCAAGUGCAUUGGUGUCCCCAUGCCGCCUGAUGCAGGUGCUAGCAAUGUUUCAUCCCAGGAUGUGGUGCACUACAGCUGGGAGACCGGGGAUGACCGCUUUGCCUUCAAAUACUUCCACACGGGGAUGUGGCUUUCCUGUGAAGAGAGCAUGGAAGGGCCAGGUAGCGUCUUGCCCAGGCAGCCACAACUUCUUCCCUUGUAUUUACUCCACGGGAGUUUGGAAAUGAAAGAAGAGAAAUGCCGUAGCUUUAUUGAGCUUUCACCACCAGCAGAGAGAGGAAUCCUGUGGCUGUCGCUGGGAUCAGAGAUGCUGUACAUCAGCUUGCUGCUCAUCAGCUUCAUCCUCCUGAUGGUGGAAAUGCUGCAUACUGGCAAUCCUGUCUGUGGGUUGAAGCUCAACGCCUUUGCUGCUGUCUCCUCGGUGCUGUCAGGUCUCCUUGGGAUGGUGGCACACAUGAUGUACACUCAAGUCUUCCAGGCAACAGUUAAUCUGGGACCAGAGGACUGGAGACCGCACUCAUGGGACUACGGCUGGGCAUUCUACAUGGCCUGGGCCUCCUUCACCUGCUGCAUGGCCUCUGCCGUCACCACUCUCAACACCUACACCAAGACGGUGCUGGAGUUCAAAAGGAACCACAUCAAGGGCUACGACGGGAGCUUCAAGGACCAGCCUCAGCACCACCAGUGCUUCCUACGGCAGCAGAUAAGCAGCUACUACGAGCCCCAAGACAAGCCCCUCCAUUCAGUCUCUGAGGGAGUCGACUUCUACUCUGAGCUGCAGCAGAAGGUGCUACAGCGGGAACCAGAGCUGGAGCUGGAUGAGGUCUUGGGACAGACGAUCGGGGAGGAUCGCUGUUAGGGAUGAGCGCGCAGGGGCAGAGCAGUGGGGUUUGGGAGGCACGAGAGCGCUGAGCGGAACACCAGCACCACUGUUAGCAAGUUCUCGGGGAGCAAUUCCUGCCUCCACGGUUCGGGGAGCGAGAAGAGAACACCAGGGCAACAGCAGUGCCAACAGGAGCAGGGUGGGUCCUCCCUGAUCACGGUUUGAUGGUGUCCUCAGCUGGGAAGGGGACUGGAGGGACAUGCUGGUGCCAGCUGUCUCCAAGCGCUUUCAGACAGAAUCGAGGCAGAUGUCCUAAUCCCAGCAGUAUUGCACCUGGGAAUAGAUAGUCAGUGCCAUCCAGCUGGCAAACUGCAGUGCUGGGCCUCUUUGGGUGGUGUCACAUUGUGUUCCAGCAACCCCCCGGGCUCAGUGCUAUGGUGAAGGGCAUCGGUGCUCAUAUUGAUUGGCCGUAGUCCUCUCUGAACACCUUAUUUAUUCUUCAUUUCCAGGCCCACCCCCCUCUUCUCCCUGCCCCUAGAUUGAAAGUGCUGCUGCAGUAGGAAUGGGAGGUUGCUUUCAGACAUCUCCCUCCUGCUCUUUCCUAUCUGUAAUGACACCCACAUGCUCCCUUCUUGCUUUUACCCCCAAAAUCUCCCAUUCUGAGGUACUUUCCCAUCUGUCUCCUUCUACUGUGCUUCUCCACAACCUUUAAGAAUCCUUGGCUGGGCUUUUGCUUUUUUCUUUGUUUCUCUUCACCUUGUCCCCUUUCUUCCAUUGUAAAAAUAUCACAGACAAUCCCCAAACCAAGCAAACUCCUAAUCUCUCAAAGGUGAAACACUGGUUCACAUGACACAUGAUGCUGUACAGAGUAUUUAUUUGCUCCACUUCAGUUCACAGUUCAAAUACAUUUUCCCAACAAUAUA